GGGACCCUCUUCGCAGGGCGGCGUGCUGUCGCGGAGGCCAGCGCCGUCGCCGGCGCCGUCGGCGUCGGCGCCGUCGGCGUCGGACGACGACAAGCUCGAUCGGCCUCUUCCCGAGGGCGCCGUGGUGUUCACGGGCAGGUGGAAGCUGAACCUCCAGCGGAGCGACGACCCCAGUGAGAUGCUGAAGGCCAUGAACGUGCCCUGGGCCGCCCGGGCCGCGGUCGUGCGGUACGCGCGGACCGUCGAGAUACAGCAGGAUGGCCUGCAGUGGACGGAGACCAUGAUCACCCCCGUGGUGAAGAAGACCGUGGUGAUGACGCUCGAUGGGACUCCGUACGUAGAGAUGAGCCCGGUCGACAAGUCAACGUUGACGAUGAGAUCAAGGUACUCCGAGGACGGCCAGGAGGUCGUCACGCGCAGCGAGAGCUCCGACGGCAUGCGGUCUCAGGUCGUCGCCCGCCGCCUGAUCGAGGACGGCAAGGUGUACUACACCGUCAACGCACUCAAAGUCGCUGGCGGCAAGGAGUACGUUACCAACAACUACUUCGACAGGGUGGAGUAGCAAGCCGCUGGCGCCGGAAGACCUUGAUCACGAGCCCUAAUCCGCCUUGACGUCGCGAGGGGGCGGCCUUCUGAGAAGGCGUGCGGGGCUUCUUGGAAGGUGGG
Prorocentrum cordatum is the source of this 666-nucleotide messenger RNA. Lineage: Eukaryota; Dinophyceae; Prorocentrales; Prorocentraceae. The record is from the annotation of a GenBank genome assembly.